CCGUAGACUCAGUCGUGUCUUAUACGUGCGCUUUUUCUCGAUACACACUGUGUACUCCGCUGCAGCAGCAGCAGCAGCAGCAGCAUAUCAGCAUCGGCAUCCCUCGGCAGAGCCGAUCUUGCGGUAAUUUCGAUAUACGCGCGAGUGAGUUUUUUUUUUCAGCUUCAAUAGAGAGGGAUAUAGAAAAGCUCCGAGGUGCUGAUACGAUAUUGAAUUUGUGCGUUACGUGUUUGGUGCGUGAAAAAAAAAUAAAUAAAUAAAUAAAUAAAGAAAGAAGCAGAAGUGUCAUAUAUCGUGCUUGUGACAGUUGUUCGUGGGCGCGCGCGCGCACAAGUGUGUAAAAUAUUUCCCUCGGUAGUUCCGAAGAUAAUAAAUCCAAAAAGUACACACGCACGAGUUAAUAAUGCUGGAACAUCGCACGAUUUUCGACUUUUGAAAGAGCAACGAGUUGGCGUGCGUGUCGCUAAUUAGUCGAGGCGAAAAAUUCUCAUUUAGGAGAUUGCGCAGUUUCGGGUAAACGCAGAUAUAUAUUACGAAUCGAUUGCGCCGAUUCGUGCGACGAGAGUCCAGAAAAAUGCCGUCCGAGUGCAUAGCCAAUCCGCUUCAGCGCGAGCUCGCCGACUCGAUAAUACGUCUGCAGUCGCUGGACGAGCUGCGCAUACUGCUGGCGUGCGGCGCCAAGCCCAACGAGCCCGUCACGCAGGGCCUGAGGCCCCUGCACUACGCCGUCUGGCAGCGCUACGAGGACGCGGCCCAGCUGCUGCUGGUGCGCGGUGCCGAGAUCGACGCCACCGACGAGUGCGGCUACUCGGCCCUGCAUCUCGCCGCCGAGCACGGCUACCUGGACCUGGUGAAGCUGCUGCUCAAGCACGGCGCCAAGGUCGAUCACAGGCAGGACACCGGCGAGCUGUUUCCAAGGACUCUGCUGUGCGACGAGCCGCUGCGUCUGGCGCUGCGCAAUCAUCAUCUGGACGUGGCCCGUACCCUGCUCGAGCACGGCGCCAACUCGAACAAGCGCUACUUCUUCGGCUCGGAGAUCAAUCUGAUCUCGCCGCUGGACCUCGACUGCAUGGCCCUGGUGCUGGCCUUCGGCGCCGAUCCGAACUCGCGCGAUCGCGCCGGACUCACGCCCCUCAUGAAGGCCGUGAGACUGCCCCAGAAGGUAUUAGCGUUCGAAAAGUGGUACCGCAACGUGUUCACCCUCGCGGGCGGACCGGGCGACCUGUUCAGCGGCGCGGCUGCGGCUGCUGCGGCGGGUCAGGAAGAUGCGGAAGUCGUCGUCAGCUCCACCCAAGCGUCGUCGUCGUCGUCGUCGUCGUCGCAGACGAACAAUAACGUCGGCUUGCAUCGGCGCAGGGGAGAAGGUCGCGUCUCGGAAUUAGGCAUGCAGUCGGUGCUGCUGCUGCUGAACUACGGGGCGGACGUGAACGCGCGCGCCGACGCUCGCAACGAGUUUCGCAGCGUGCUGCAUUACGCCGUGAUCGGCGGCGACAAGGCCGUGAUCAAUCUGCUGCUGAAGCAGGGCGCCAGGCUGAAUCUCGAGCCCGAGUACACGAAGCCGCGGGCCCUGGACAUGGCCGUGCUCAAGGGCGAUCCGGAGAUCGUCAAGCUGCUGCUGGAUGCGGGUGCCGACGUCAACACGAACUCGGCGAUCAUCGGCACGCCGCUGCACGUCGCCUGCGCCGAGAGCAUACCCAAUCGCUACGAGGUGCUGGAGCUGCUGCUCGAGCGGGGCGCCGAUCCGAAUCGCGUCGUCGCCUCGGAGGCGGGCGGCACCCUGCUCAGGCCCGCCCUGGCCGAGUACGUCGGUGCCAACGCGCAGCCGGAUCUGCGCGUGAUCGGCCUGCUGCUGCGCCACGGCGCCCGGGUCCUGAUCAAGUCGCACUUUCGCGAGCCCCUCGGCAUGCUGCAGCACAUGCAGGGCCUGGAGCGGGCGCCCCGCGUGCUGGCGGCCCUCCUCGACGCCGCCGAGUCCGUCGAUCUGGCCGCGGUGGCGCGCACCCAGUGCCUCACCGAGCUGCAGAAGCGCGCCUGCAGGGACGCCGCGGGUGGCGGCCGACCCCUGAGCCUGGUGAAGCAGGCCCGACUGGCGCUGAGGCGGCUGCACGGCGGCCAGUUGGCGGCCUGGGCCUCGCGCCAGACCAUGCCCAAGACGCUGAGGAGCUAUCUGCUCUACGAGUACGCGCCGAAUUGACGAGAGAGAGAGAGAGAGAGAGAGAGCGAAACGACGGAUUGAGGCGACCACUGCGUGUACGACGUGGAUUAUAAUUUUUAAGAUAGACGAUAGUGCCGCGCGACCUCGAGUGCUGAUUUUCAAGUACUCGAAGGUAGACAAUUGUGAUAUGUUGUAAUCUCUCGAUAACGAUUUUGUCGACUGUAUAAUCAUUAAUAAUUCAUGUUUGUAUGAAAAAAGAAAGAAAAGGAAAAUUUAGCGAGUAAGUUUUUAAAGAAAAAAAAUGAGGAAAGCCAGUGUUUUUAUAUUAAAAAAUAUUUUUUACAUAUAUUCUCGUGUAUGUUGAUAUGUAUAACGGUUCAUAUGAAAAUCUGAUUACGAUUUGUUUCGAGACGACGUCUAGGGUCCUAUCACGCGACAAUUGUAUAUAUUAUUAUUAUUAAUAUUAAUAUUAUUAUUAUUGUUAUUGUUAUUAUUAUUAUAUCAUAGUUUUAAUGUUAAAAACGAUGUUUACGAGAGAUCGUCAAAUACAAACGAUUGUUUCGUACGUUGAAGAAGUAUUUGACUUUGAAUAAAAAUUUCGUGAACCCAA
Molecule: messenger RNA, 2765 nt
Organism: Trichogramma pretiosum
Lineage: Eukaryota; Metazoa; Arthropoda; Insecta; Hymenoptera; Trichogrammatidae
Product: putative ankyrin repeat protein RF_0381
Exons: 7
Coding region: 575-2194 (539 amino acids)
Molecular function (GO): protein binding
Source: RefSeq, a predicted model, not a curated record